AUGAAGCUCUCUGCUAUCAGCCUUGGUGUCGUCCUGGCCAGCCAGGCCUCAGGCUUCUUCUUCAAACCUAUCCCACUACCUCUGUUCAAACCUAUCCCGCUCUGGUCCAUCCCUAUCCGUGGCGGUAUCGGUGGUGGUGGUGGUGGUGGUGGUGGCAGCCCGCCUGCUCCUCAGUCUUGCCCUGCCCCCAUCUGCCCUGCCCCUACUUGUCCUGCGCCAUCUUGUCCUCCGCCGUCUUGCCCUCCACCUUCAUGCCCUGCCCCUACUUGUCCUAUGCCUGUUUGCCCCGUGCCUCCAAACUGUGCGGCUGUCGCCAACUGCGAGUCAAAUUCCGGCAUGUCAAAGAUGAAGAACGGCCUACAACCUGACAAGCACCAUAAAGUGCGGCUGGAGGAGGGCUAAAUUGCCAUUGCGUCUAUAAGCUAUGCGUGUUGCUGAUUGUCACUGCAUGGAAGGGGACGGGAAGGGGGAUGCAAGGACUUGGAAGUUGGAGCGGCGGGUGAAAUAUGCAGCUUAAGGUGCUCGAUUGAAUUUGUGAGAGAGACAUCGUUUUAUAAUCUGUCGUAGGUACUGAUGGGCUAAGAGGAUCAAUUGAGCGCUUGAUUUUCUAGGUAAA
Fusarium vanettenii 77-13-4 is the source of this 616-nucleotide messenger RNA. RefSeq lists its product as uncharacterized. The transcript is spliced from 2 exons. The coding region runs from base 1 to 402 and encodes 133 amino acids. The record is from RefSeq and is a predicted model, not a curated record. NCBI's taxonomy places the organism in Eukaryota, Fungi, Ascomycota, Sordariomycetes, Hypocreales, Nectriaceae.